Hibiscus syriacus is the source of this 2809-nucleotide messenger RNA. RefSeq lists its product as uncharacterized. Gene Ontology annotation, molecular function: DNA binding. The coding region runs from base 104 to 2638 and encodes 844 amino acids. The transcript is spliced from 4 exons. NCBI's taxonomy places the organism in Eukaryota, Viridiplantae, Streptophyta, Magnoliopsida, Malvales, Malvaceae. The record is from RefSeq and is a predicted model, not a curated record.
CCAAUUCAACUGUAGCGAAACGCUCCAUUCAAAUUCUAGGGCAUUAAACAUUGAUUAAUCAUCCAAAUCAUAUUAGCCGACCGCCGCCAUUGAACCUCCGCCAAUGGCUACUCUCGCCGCCGAUCAGCCACUAACUCUGGAUUCUCUCCCUACCGUCGACUUAACUACCCUAACCCAAUCCGAACUUCUCGCCCUCUCCCUUUGUUCCCCAACCGCCUUCGAUCUUCACCGCUCCGACAACCUCGUAAUCCCUUCAAUCGACCGUUCUAGUUUCAAUGAAUCCGCCGGAUCCCGCCGCCAGACUUUCUCCCGCCCUUCUCCAAACAGCCACCAUUCCUCCCACCACCACCACCACCACCACCCUCUCCGCCACCGUAUCCCCGGCUUCCUCCCCUCCCCCAAACCGGCCACUCCUUUCCCUCCUCAUCACGACCCCGAAGCCCAAGAAAACCGAUCGAUAAUAUCCUCCCUCAAAGUCUCCCUCAAAUCCCACCCCGAAUUCCAGCAUCUGGACUUCAAUUCCCCGUCUUCCUCCCCUAAGGACGCGAAUGUGAGUUACGGGAUGAGGGACGCAUUGGUAAAUUUCGAGAUUAAAGAUGCCAUGAUAAGUCUCGGGAAGAGGAAGAGAGGGAGGCAUCUCAAUAUGCAGGCUGUUAAUUCCGAGGAAGAGAGGGAGCGGGGUUUAGAGAUUGUGAACAAAAAUGGUGUAGCCGUAGAUUUGGUGGCAUUGGGUGGUUUGGAGGAUCCUUUUGCGGAGGAAUUGAAGAGGAGGACGGAGGGAAUGGCGGGAAACGAAGAGGCCUUGCUAGUGUUUAUGAGGGAUUUAGGUGGACAGUGGUGUAGUAGAAGAAGGAGGAGGAAGAUUGUUAACGCUAGUAUCUUCGGAGACGUCUUGCCGGUAGGCUGGAUGCUUUUGUUGGGGUUAAAGAGGAAGGAAGGCCGCGCUUCGGUAUAUUGUCGGAGAUAUAUCAGUCCUGGUGGGCGGCACUUCGUAUCAUGUAAAGAAGUCUCUUCAUACUUGCAAUCCCACUUUGGGCUCCAUGAUGCACCCUUGACAAUGGAUAAUGAUGGUGACAUUGCUCAUCAUAUUCAUCAAAUGGCUUCUGAAAACCAGGAAGGUGCUAUCCAGAAAGAGGAUGAUCAAAGGAGGUCUGCUCAACGCGAGAAGGAAUUUAACUUACUGGGAAUGGAUAACCUGGCUGAAGUUCAAAUACAUGAUCUUUUUGAAUGUCAUAAAUGCAAUAUGAAAUUUGAUGAGAAGGAUGCAUAUUUGCAGCAUCUUUUAUCAUUUCACCAGAGGACUACGAGGAGGUACAGGCUCGGUUCUUCUGUUGGAGAUGGUGUGAUACUUAGAGAUGGAAAAUUUGAAUGCCAGUUCUGUCAUAAGGUAUUUCAUGAACGACGUAGGUACAAUGGUCAUGUAGGGAUCCAUGUUAGGAACUUUGUGAGGGGAAUUGAAGAUUCACCUGGUUUACUGACACUUCCAAGGAGAACUGAGGUUGCAACUAAGCAAGAGUCCACGAGGACUUCCAAAAUGGAUGCAUUAAUUGAAAUUGCUCAGAAUUCAAUUCUUGAAACUAGUACCUCUGUGCCUAGAUAUGAACUCAAUGAUGAAUCAAGUUCUGAUAAAUCAAAUGCUGUUCCUAAUCCAGAUAUUCCUGCAUCUACCUCUGAUCAUGAAAUGAAUUCUGAUUCUCCUUCAAGUGAUUCAGAAACAGAGGAUGACAUGACUGACAGAACACCAGAUCAAGAUUUAAGUCAGCAAACCAGUGAGCCUAUGGUCAUCGAUGAAAAGGUGAAGAAGAUUGAUGAAGCUGUCAAUACUGCAAAUAUGGAUUGUCUCUUUGAUGCUACGGUUUCUGAUUCUGUGGAUGUGCAAAAUGGUCAUACAUCUGAAACUCUAAACAGAAAAGAUGGUUUAACAGUUCCUGCUGAAGAAGCUGACAAGUGUUGCAUUGAAGAGUAUAGAGGUUCUGCAAGUAAUUUACUUGUUCCUGAAACCGAUCAGGGUGUCUGCGAUGUUGAGAAUGAAGUCAGUUUAGUUGAUGCUGGCUCAAAGGAGCAUCCUAAAACCGAAGAAGUUGAUAAUGGUACCCAUUCUAAUUUAGUUAUUGGUUCUGGAAAUAGUUAUUGUUCAGCUAAAGAUGUUGCACCAGAGACUACCCAUCAAACAUAUGAAGAAAAUGUACUCAAGGACGAGGUCCCUGAAUCUUCAAUGACCCUACUGUUACCUGUCAACGGUACAUCAGUGUCAACUCCUAUCUCAGACAAGGGAGAGGACGGUUUAUGCAGCAUAGAUGAGAGUGAUGGCAAUGUGAGAGAUUUUGAUGAGCUGAAGUUGGUUGAAACGGAGCAGAUCAAUUUGAGCUUUGACGGUGUGCGUGUAUCUUCCUCAUUGCCAGAGGUUCCAGUAGAGUUGGCUAAUAAUCCGGAUAUAGAAGGCGCUUACACAUCCCCGGUUCAGAUCGGAUCUGGAGUCUUUUUAGAUAUGGGUGGGAAGCCUCAGCUUACUACUCUGUGUGUAUGGUGCGGGAUGGAGUUCAAUCAGGAGGCUGUUGAUUCUGAAAUACAAUCAGAUUCAGUUGGUUAUAUGUGUCCUACCUGCAAGUCUAAAUUUCUAGGCAACUCGGUACAGUGAUCUAGCAAUUCCUUUGCCAUGUAUAAAAGGAUUAAAAGAAAACAGUGAUUCAGCUAUGAAUGGUCUCCAUAUUUGGCCAAGUCAUAAGUUUCAGAGCAAGAAUUCCCUAAUGUUGGUAACUGAUAUUAUAUUACUCUAUUCGUACGGCUUGUGUGAUUGGUAUAUUUUCUA